Leucoraja erinaceus (little skate) is the source of this 1109-nucleotide messenger RNA. RefSeq names its product retinal G protein coupled receptor a (gene rgra). Gene Ontology annotation, cellular component: membrane. The record is from RefSeq and is a predicted model, not a curated record. Gene Ontology annotation, biological process: visual perception; G protein-coupled receptor signaling pathway; phototransduction. The coding region runs from base 85 to 972 and encodes 295 amino acids. Lineage: Eukaryota; Metazoa; Chordata; Chondrichthyes; Rajiformes; Rajidae. The transcript has 7 exons. Gene Ontology annotation, molecular function: G protein-coupled receptor activity.
GAGUUUAUAUAAACCACUGGCACAUAUUCAAGCUCACUAUUGUCUUUGCAAAGAAGCACUGCCUUCUUGAUAAGCAGUGUAAAGAUGGUAGCCACCAAUCCAUUGACUGAGGGAUUCAGUGAGUUGGAACUGUUUGCACUGGGAACUGCUCUGUUACUGGAAGCACUCAUCGGACUCCUCCUGAAUGGCUUAACAAUCUUGUCCUUUUAUAAGAUAAAGGACCUCCAGACACCGAGUAAUCUCCUCGUCGCCAGUCUGGCUGUUUCCGACACUGGCAUCUGCGUGAACGCAUUAGUCGCUGCGUUUUCAAGCUUACAGAGGUACUGGCCUUAUGGCCCAGAAGGUUGCCAAAUUCACGGCUUCCAAGGAUUUCUGGUAGCACUAGCCAGCAUUAAUACCUGUGCAGCAAUUGCCUGGGACCGAUACCAUCUAAACUGCAGCAGGUCAAAAUUACAAUGGAGCAAUGCCAUGGUUGUUAUAUUAUUUAUCUGGGCAUUUGCUGGAUUUUGGUCACUCAUGCCUUUGUUGGGUUGGGGUGAAUAUGAUUAUGAGCCAUUGAGAACCUGCUGCACUUUGGACUACUCGAAAGGUGACAGAAACUUUGUCUCAUUCUUCAUUCCAUUGGCACUUUUCCAGUUUGCUCUUCCACUUUUCAUCUUGGUGUCUUCUUACCAAUCUUGUGCGAAUAAAUUCAAGAAAACUGGACAAGUCAAGUUUAAUACAGGGCUGCCUUUUACAAUCCUUCUCAUCUGCUGGGGUCCUUAUAGCCUCCUGUGCACGUAUGCUGUCGUCAAAAAUGUUAUGGUCAUAUCUCCAAAGAUCAGAAUGCUUCCAGCCAUUCUUGCAAAGACCUCACCCAUAGCCAAUGCUUUUGUCUACGCACUCGGAAAUCCUAAUUACAGAGGAGGGAUAUGGGCCUUCCUAACAGGACAGAAAAUGGAACCAAUUGAAACAGACGGAAAAAUGAAGUAAACAGAACUGUCAGAGGGAAACAAACCGAAAUGCAGAGCAAAACUAUUCACCCAACCUGUAUACUAUGUUCUUUUCACAACAUCCUACUCCGUAACAUGUAAAAAAGUAUUUGUAUUUCUAAACAACGGGAAUAUACA